Molecule: messenger RNA, 1659 nt
Organism: Malassezia restricta
Lineage: Eukaryota; Fungi; Basidiomycota; Malasseziomycetes; Malasseziales; Malasseziaceae
Product: guanosine-diphosphatase
Exons: 1
Coding region: 1-1659 (552 amino acids)
Biological process (GO): protein N-linked glycosylation; nucleoside diphosphate catabolic process
Cellular component (GO): membrane; Golgi apparatus
Molecular function (GO): UDP phosphatase activity; GDP phosphatase activity
Source: RefSeq, a predicted model, not a curated record
AUGUCAAACUCCCCGUUUCUGUGGGCUCCGCGCAUUGUCCGAACGCGAAAGCCGAUAGUGCUUUUGUGCAUUACGAUCCUGAUUUUGUUGGUGCUGGUACCCUUCAAUUUGCAUUCGAAUGUGUCGACCAUCUUCAAGGAUACAGCGGCCGAAUUGCGUGACUCGCAGAAAUGGCACAUUCCACCGUUCCCCGGUCUGUCGAUGUACAGGCCUGCGCCCACGAGCACCCGAAUUCCGCCGCAACUGCAUCAUGACCCCUCUCUCACGAGCCGGUGUAGUAAUGCGACGCCGGUGUACGAUCCCAAUGGCAGGCGUCGCCCGGUCGUGCAGUAUGCCAUCAUGAUAGAUGCCGGCAGCACGGGAAGCCGCAUUCAUGUGUACAAAUUUAACUACUGCAAAGCUUCGCCUGAGCUUGAGUUCGAACAUUUUGAUCACAUUGAGCCAGGUUUGUCGUCGUACAAAGCCGAUGCGCAAGGCGCCGCCCAUUCUCUCCGUCCUUUACUAGACAAGGCUUUGGACAUCGUGCCACAACCGCUGCAAGCUUGUACACCACUACAACUCAAGGCAACAGCUGGACUGCGUCUCUUGGGACCCGAGCAAAGCGGAGCGAUCAUCCAGGCCGUGCGUCAUAUGAUUGAAUCGUCGUAUCCGUUUCCCAUCGCUGACUUGGUGGACAAUCAUGACAAGGCUACGAAAAAUGGUAUCGAGAUCAUGGAUGGACGUGAUGAAGGUGUAUUUGCAUGGAUCACCGUCAAUUACCUUAUGAACCUGAUUGGCUCGGGCGGCAACAAAAAGACGGCUGCCGUGAUGGACCUGGGCGGUGGUUCUACCCAGAUCGUCUUUCAGCCACAGCUGCAAGCGUCGAGUCCCAUGCAUCCAGGAGAACAUGUCUAUGAGCUCAAGAACUUUGAAAACUCGUCGUUCACGCUGUACCAAAAAUCGUACCUGGGAUAUGGACUGAAGCAGGCACGCGAGUCUAUCAAUUCGCUUACUGCGUUCUUGCACCUCUCAACGAAUCCACAGGCCGCGCAACAUGCGGGUGACGUCUCGGCUUGGGACAAGUUUUCGCCCCAGACCAUGUUCGUGCCGAGUCCCUGCUAUGCCGCUGGCGCACAAAAGACGGCCAAAGUGUCGCUUGGCAAGUUCAAGACGUCGGAUAUCACGAUGGUCGGUACGAGCGGCGGCUUCCGCGCUUGCCAGCGCCUGGUGGAAGUAACGAUGAACAAGGAUGCUGAGUGCCAUAUUGCCCCAUGCUCAUUUGCCGGCGUGUACCAGCCAUCUCUCUCACAUGCCUUCAAGAACUCGGACAUUGUGGCUCUGUCAUACUUUUACGACCGCAUUGCUCCGCUGGGCUUGGGCCCGACCUUUACGAUCCGCGAGCUUGAGCAACUUGCCGAGCGCGCGUGCUCAUUGCCGAGCCAAUGGAGUUUGUUCAAGUCGCCGUCGUUCUCUGCCGAAACGGUCGCGGAACUGCAGCAGCGCCCAGACUACUGCCUAGACCUGACUUACAUGCACACCCUUUUGCGUCUGGGAUACGAACUCGACGAUUCGCGCAAGAUCACCCUGGCCAAGAAGCUGGGCGACUUUGAGCUAGGAUGGGCAUUGGGCGCACAACUUGCUGUGCUGCAACAAGGGGUCCUCUGCAAGGCAUCCAUGUAG